CUAUUCUAAUUUCUCAUUGUUGCCUGCUCCAUGCACUUAUUAUUAUUUAUUAAACCCUGGUUAUAUCUAUUUCAAAAACCAUCAUAUUUCUCUCUUUUUCUUCUCUCUCUAACAGUACAUAGGAUUCUCCGUGGAGGCCUGUUUGUGGGGUUGUCUGUGUUGACAAAAAGGAAGUUCUCUAAUUUUAGGCUGAGUGAGGUACUCCUUUGAAAAUUCUUGGUCUUAAGUCCUAUUUCCUGUUAGAUCUAGCUAUUUUUAGGAACCCUUGUUUGCUGUUAAACCCUUAGACCUCAUAAAAAUUCAAUCUUGAAAUCAUUUAUCAACAAAAAGUUCAAUCUUGAAACCUCCUAUAAUCUGCACUUUAGGUCUAUCUUUAGUGAAUAACCUUUGAUCUUAAAAAUUCCCAUUCUUGUUUGAAGGGCUUGAUUGCCCUUGAACUGUUGAUUUUAUUAGUUGGGUAGUGCAAAGUUGUUGAGUUCCAUCAAAAUGAGUGAAGCCAAACAAGAAGCGCAAGUCAACAACCCCCCUUCUUAUUCCAGAAACUUUCCUGAUUUCAAACAAUCUGUGAAGCUCAAGUAUGUGAAACUUGGAUAUCAUUACCUCAUUACCCAUGGAAUGUACCUAUUUUUAUCCCCUCUAGUUAUUAUCCUUGCUGCUCAACUCUCUACGUUCUCGCCCACUGACCUAUAUAUUCUUUGGGAGCAGCUUAGGUUCAAUCUCAUAUCCGUCGUCAUAUGCUCCACCCUUUUGGUCUUCCUGUCCACCCUCUAUUUCCUAACCCGUCCUCGCCCUGUAUAUCUUGUUAAUUUCUCGUGCUAUAAGCCUGAAGAUUCUAGGAAAUGCACAAGGCAGAUUUUCAUGGAGAGGUCAAAGUUGACUGGUUCAUUCCCUGAUGAAACUCUUGAGUUCCAAAAGAAAAUUCUUGAGAGGUCUGGCCUUGGUGAAUCAACCUAUCUCCCUGAAGCUGUGCUGAGGGUACCACCAAAUCCUUGUAUGGCAGAAGCACGAAAAGAAGCUGAGAUUGUUAUGUUUGGUGCCAUUGAUGAGCUCCUUGCUAAAACCGGUAUUAAGCCAAAGGAUAUUGGAAUUCUAGUUGUAAACUGCAGCUUGUUUAAUCCAACCCCCUCAUUGUCUGCAAUGAUUGUGAACCAUUACAAGCUUCGUGGGAACAUUGUUAGCUACAAUCUUGGUGGAAUGGGUUGUAGUGCUGGUUUAAUCUCGAUAGAUCUUGCAAAAGAUCUUCUUCAAGUCCAUCCCAAUACGUAUGCUUUGGUGCUCAGCAUGGAAAACAUCACCCUGAACUGGUAUUUUGGGACUGAGAAAUCGAUGCUCCUUCCAAAUUGCUUAUUCCGGAUGGGAGGUGCUGCUGUAUUGCUCUCCAACAAAGGAUCUGAGCGAAGAAGAUCAAAGUACCAGUUGGUCCAUACUGUCAGAACUCACAAAGGCUCCGAUGACAAGUGCUUUUCUUGUGUUUAUCAAAUGGAAGAUCCCAAUGGAAAAGUUGGAGUAUCACUGUCAAAGGAUUUGAUGGCAGUAGCCGGCGAUGCUCUAAAAACCAAUAUCACUACAUUGGGUCCUCUUGUGCUUCCCAUGUCCGAGCAGUUGCUUUUCUUCGCCACCCUCGUGGGAAGAAAACUGUUGAAGAUGAAGAUCAAACCUUAUAUCCCAGACUUUAGAUUGGCCUUUGAGCAUUUCUGCAUUCACGCUGGUGGCAGAGCUGUGUUAGAUGAAAUAGAGAAAAACCUGCAACUCACUGACUGGCACAUGGAGCCUUCAAGGAUGACAUUGUAUCGAUUCGGCAACACCUCAAGCAGCUCCCUUUGGUACGAAUUGGCCUACUCGGAAGCUAAGGGAAGGAUCAAGAGGGGAGACCGAACUUGGCAGAUAGCGUUUGGUUCAGGGUUCAAAUGUAACAGUGCAGUUUGGAAAGCUUUACGAUCGAUUAAUCCAGCCAAGGAGAAGAGCCCGUGGAUGGAUGAGAUCGACCAGUUCCCUGUGGAUGUUCCAAGGGUUGCAAAAAUCUAACAAUCCAAAUGGAGCUUUCAUUUAGCUUAGUGUUCCCAAAAAAUGCGGGUGAUUAUUCUUUUUCAGUUGGCAUGUGCUGUUCAGUUGUUUCCUUGUGAUUCUAAAGCUAGUCUAUAGCUGAUCUAAUUCUAUUGAGAAGCUUAGAUAGGGAAUUCUACUUGCUCUCAAUUUGUUAUGAGAAUCAAGUAAGUCUUCUGAUGUUUCUGAAUAUUGAGUUUAGGGUCGUUGACUUGUUGGUUAAUUUGGAAUUCAGGGGGGUAAUUGUUGAAUAUCUAUCAGUUGAUAUUCAUGUACUAUUUCUUAUUCAUCAUUUAUCCUAGAAAUUCAUAUUCAUUAUUCA
Messenger RNA from Lycium ferocissimum, 2365 nucleotides. Its product is annotated as 3-ketoacyl-CoA synthase 11-like. Lineage: Eukaryota; Viridiplantae; Streptophyta; Magnoliopsida; Solanales; Solanaceae. Gene Ontology annotation, molecular function: acyltransferase activity, transferring groups other than amino-acyl groups. The coding region runs from base 487 to 2025 and encodes 512 amino acids. Gene Ontology annotation, biological process: fatty acid biosynthetic process. The transcript is spliced from 2 exons. Gene Ontology annotation, cellular component: membrane. The record is from RefSeq and is a predicted model, not a curated record.